This is a messenger RNA of Mytilus californianus (California mussel), 2109 nucleotides long. RefSeq names its product DBH-like monooxygenase protein 2. NCBI's taxonomy places the organism in Eukaryota, Metazoa, Mollusca, Bivalvia, Mytilida, Mytilidae. The transcript is spliced from 9 exons. Gene Ontology annotation, molecular function: copper ion binding; dopamine beta-monooxygenase activity. The record is from RefSeq and is a predicted model, not a curated record. The coding region runs from base 1 to 1461 and encodes 486 amino acids.
AUGAAAACGAAGAGUGAAUUGAAAUACAUAGUGAUUUGUGUGUGUUUAAUUUCCUUGUUUAACGGCAACUAUUCCUACCCGUCAUAUCAAUCGUCCAUUCCAAACGGAGAUAAAGCCCCUCACCCCUGCCACCAAAACAAACUCUGGAAUGGUGUUGGACACGAAUUACCUGGAGGUGGAGGAGCUCUGAAUCCAUUCGGAAUCGAUCUGUAUCAAAACAAAGUAAACACUGGAAAGAUCUGGACUAAAUCUGUGUGUGGAGCUGAUUCAGAUGGUGAUGGUCGCACCAAUGGACAAGAACUUGGAGAUCCCGACUGUUUAUGGACUGAGAAUACCAGUCAGCUGUUCACUAAUUCUACAAUCACUCAUCCAGGCAUCUGUGAACCAACAGAAAGCGAAAACUGUAGAAAGAAGAAUAAAUGGUUGAAAUGUGAUGACAAUAAUUUUCAAUGUCCUUUAAUCCAAGACGAUUCUGAUGUAAAAGAGUUGACAUUACGAAUCCCAAAAACAAAAGUGCAACACAAAGGCAGUAGAUACAUAUGUACACACCUAACUGUACCAUUGGAUGGAGAUUAUCACGUGAUUGCAGUCAAACCUUUUAUUGACAAUAGACGUGUUGUUCAUCAUAUUGUACUUUUUGGAUGCGAUGCUGUAGAGAAUCAGCCCAGAAUGAAUGAGGUGAACACUUGUGAUUCUAAUGAAGGACCUUCGUAUUGCCAUAUCGUGACAGUUUGGUCUCUUGGUAUCAAAGGGGAAUGUUUUCCCGAUAAGUUUGGUAUCCCGAUUGGUAAUCAUGGUUUUACCAGGUUUAUGUUACAGAUUCACUGGCAGAAUUCUGAAAAUAAUGUGGGCUACACUGACAGUUCAGGAAUGACUUUGUAUUACACUCCAAAUCUGCGACCAUAUAAUGCUGCCGUCUUAACUAUCGGUCAGACUAUGUUUCAUUUGGCACCAGGACAGUCCGAGGUCAAGGUUGAAGGGACUUGUUCUGGACAAUGUACGAAACGUGAAUUCCAAGGACCUAUUUACAUUCAUUCUUCAUUUAAUCACAUGCAUUCUUUAGGUCGGAAACAAAGAGUAGAACAGUAUCGGAAUGGUUCUUUAAUCAAUAUAAUCUCAGAUCUAGAUCAGUUUUCAUUCGACAGACAAUACAUAAAAGUACACGAUCCUCCAGUAGAGGUACAACCUGGCGAUGACUUACGAGUUACUUGUACUUAUGACACGACUUCUAGGAACUCGACAACAUCGUUUGGACAAGGAACAGAGCUAGAAAUGUGUUUUGCCUUUUUAACCUUUUAUCCAUUUGAGAACGUUCACUCUAUUUUAAAGUGUUUCACAUGGCUCAAAUUUCCCCAUUGUUUUAUUCUUGACUUAAUGACAUUUGCGAACAACGUGAAAGCAAACCCAUUUUUGAAAAUUGGGAUUCAGGCUGCAAUGAAUUCUUUACAGAAUCAUGGAUAAGAUGUAUCAUCAUUUAGAGGAGUACCUGUGUUGAGACAUAAUAAAUCGGAUGCAUAAUGACACGUGUUUGUGUUAUCAUACGUGUGCCGUGCAGAAGAGGCUGACAGCUAAAGAACCCGGAUCUCAGUCAUAUCAGCUAUUGACAUCACUUGUAUUCGUGAAUGUAUUACAGCAAGAAAGAGUCGUAAAAAAGAUUCCAGAGUUUUUUUUAUCAACUUUCAUACACAAUUGUUUUUACUUUCCGGAGCAACUGAUAUUAUCCAUGGUUAAGUGGGGUUCGUGUUGCUCAAUCUUUAGUUUUCUAUGUUUUGUUUUACAUAUUGUUCUUUGUCUUUUUGACGUUUUUGUUUCUUUCAGGCGUUGUCAGUUUGUUAUCGAUUUGUGAGUUUGAAUGUCUCUUUUUUUCAAUAUCUACGUCGACAGUUUAAGUCUUAGAUAUAAUAUAUCAAGCUCUAAAUCGCCCAGAAUCUAUUAAAGUAGUGAAUGAUGUUUCAGUUAUAAUCAAAGAUCUGUCAUUAUCACCUAAUCAAAGUUACGGGCAAAUAUAGGUACAGUAUCCAAGAUUUUCUUGACAACAAAUUGUUUUAAUGGAAUUUGGUAAACAAUAAGGUUCAUUUAGGAUCACUUAUAUCAUGACACAUGUUUUAU